UUAAGACAGUGUUGAAACCUCUGUGUGUGGUUUCAUUGAACAAAAACAAAAAACAAAAAACACAACACACAGAGAGAUGAGGGCUUUGAAGCAGUUUGAGACUAUUGAGACCAUCUACGAGGAAGAACACUCUUUCUCUUCUCCUUCACCCUCCUCCUCCUCUUCUCCUCCUUCAUCACUCCACCCCAUAGUCAAUGCUUGGUCUCUCCACUACACCUCUGAACCCAACGUCUUGAUACUUGUUCAAGGAACCUGCUUUCGUUUGCACCAGGAUCGUAUGAUAUCACAAAGUUCAUACCUGAAACAGCGCCUCAUGGGAGUUUCUAACGUAACAAUCUCCCCGCCGUUAAACAUAACGGCGGAGACUUUCGCCACGGUAGCUGAUUUCUGUUACACCCACAAAAUCCACUUAACGCCGAGCAACAUUGCUGCGAUAAAAGUGGCGGCGGAGUUGCUGGGUAUGACUGAAGGAGAGAAUCUAUGCGAGGUGACAGAAUCAUACUUUGAGAGAGUUAUUGGCGUUGAUGCAUCGUUGGUUAUUCGUUCGUGCGUGACUAUGCUUCCCGAAGCCGAAACGACAGCGUCGCUUGUCAGCAGGUGCAUUGAAGCGAUGAUCUGGAACGGCGACGUUUCGUUUUUGGACGAUGUCAUUGAGAUGCCCUCUCAAGAUUUUCAAAUGGUUGCCUCUUACUUGAACAAACGGUUGCCCAACCACGACGCUCUAUACAAGAUUAUUGAUUUUUAUCUUAAGGAAAUCAAGUGUGACAAAUUAAGAGAAGAACAACAAAUAGAUAUAUGCAACAAUCUAGAUUGUUCUAAGCUCUCACAUCACAUCCUAGUUGAAUGUAUCCAAAAUCCGCGAAUGUCACUCAAAUUCAUAAUGGGAGCGAUACUCAUGGAGCAUCUCAAAACUCGUGAUUCCCUCGUUGCAGCAACUACCACUAUUACCCAUAAAACAGAACGAACAUCAUUGAGGCAAAUUCUUCAACAAGACACUACUCCUUACCACACAACAAAUAUAGAAGAGGUCAUGGAUUCCACCUACUAUCGUAUUCAGAGCCUUGAGAAAGAACUAAUUGAUAUGAAGAACCAUCUUCAACAUCAUCAUGACUUCAUGAAUGGGAAUAAAAAUAAUAAUGUGUUGAACCAAGAACGUUCGAUGAGUUUUCAUUUUGAACCACCAGAGGAUAGUAAAAUACAAAGGGGAGGAAGAGGGUCCAUUUCGUCCUCAAGUUUUAUGCUUGAUAACAGAAUAACGAAGAAACAUAACAAGUUGGAGAUGUUUGUUGCAAACAAAACCUCAUUAGAGAUUACUAGGUUUUUCCCCUACAAAUUCAUAAAUAGUCUCAAAAAUGCAUUUGGAUGUCGAAUUCAACGACAAACUAAAAGGAGUUAGAAAUUGGAGAAAUUAGUCUACUCAUUAGUGUGGAGAUCAUCAAUAACUAUGACAUGGAGUAUAAAACUAUGUAUG
Vigna unguiculata (cowpea) is the source of this 1471-nucleotide messenger RNA. RefSeq names its product BTB/POZ domain-containing protein At3g49900-like. NCBI's taxonomy places the organism in Eukaryota, Viridiplantae, Streptophyta, Magnoliopsida, Fabales, Fabaceae. Gene Ontology annotation, molecular function: protein binding. The record is from RefSeq and is a predicted model, not a curated record.